This is a messenger RNA of Cornus florida, 600 nucleotides long. Its product is annotated as transcription factor CPC-like. The record is from RefSeq and is a predicted model, not a curated record. Gene Ontology annotation, molecular function: transcription cis-regulatory region binding. NCBI's taxonomy places the organism in Eukaryota, Viridiplantae, Streptophyta, Magnoliopsida, Cornales, Cornaceae. Gene Ontology annotation, cellular component: nucleus. Gene Ontology annotation, biological process: cell differentiation. The coding region runs from base 112 to 339 and encodes 75 amino acids. The transcript has 3 exons.
CUAUUAAUACCAUUCAUAAGCGCGCCUCCAAUUCCACCUCCGCUUUCCUACUACUACUUCUCAGGUGCUCUCUCUCUCUCUAGAUUUCUCUCUCUCUUCCCAACACUACUGAUGGCUGACUUUGAACAUUCUUCAUCUGAUGACUCCUCUGCGGACACUGGAGCUGAGUAUACCAGUCAAGAGUCAAAGCUUGAAUUUUCAGAAGAUGAGGAAAUCCUGAUCACUAGGAUGUAUAAUCUUGUUGGCGAGAGGUGGUCUUUGAUUGCUGGGAGAAUUCCAGGAAGAAGUGCAGAGGAAAUUGAGGGUUAUUGGACCUCAAGGUACUCCACAAGCGAAUGAGAUGCCGGAAAAUUAUGGGUGUGUCCUCCAUUAGAGCAAGAAUUUUUUUGAUGAUUGUAGCAGAGUUUGGUUGUAUGGAAUUGGUGUUUUGAUUGGCUCAAGUAUUGUGUGGAAUUGGUCAGUUUUAUUUGCUUAAGCAAAUACGUAGUAAAACUCUGGCUUAUUGGGUUUUAGUUAUAAUUAGUGGGGGGCAUUUUUUGCAAAUGCCAAAUUAAGUUUGUACAAAUUGUUCUUCUUAUUGAUAUGGUGUUUGGUUUACAA